AUGAUUAUGGACGCAUUGGACACUUUGACUACAGGUGCUGAGUUGGGACUUAGUUUGUGCUACGAUAUACCGUCGGAGGCUCAUACCAGGCAUAUUUCCGAGGCACUGGAUGAGGGAUUAAAUACGCCUGUUACUAAAUACUCAGAUUCCACAUUCUUUGGACCAGACACAUUGGAGCCUCCACCAAUUACCGCCACUGCAAACAUCAUUGCUUCAAUAAACAUCCCAGAACACUCUGGCGAUGGGAAUCAGACAUCAAGAGUGCAUGCCAUGCAGGCAGGUGGCAAUACAACACAUACCAUUACCUAUACAGGAACCCUAGUCACCACUGCUGUAACACCUAGUGCCACUCAGCCGGAUAUGAACCAGCCCAAUUUAGCAUCACUCUUCACUCCGCUGUCGCCACUGUUCACCGCAUUUUUGUCUCAAGCUACAUCACAGGCUCCAUAUUCAACCCAAGUAUCCCAUCAUUUUGGUUCCUCAAAUUUAUCGCAGCAGUGUGAAUUCAUAGGAAUACCCCCAACUUCGGUUGAACAGAGUCUGCUUCACACAUCCUCAUCACCAGUAUCAAUACAGUCUCUGCAGUCACAAGGACCAAUAACGCCAUCAGACUCAGCAUGCCACCACGAUGUGUCAGAUCCCUAUUCAUCAGACUUUAACUCUCCAAUCAGCUCUGCUCAUUCCACACCAGAACCACAGCUGUCUAUGAUCACAGAAGUUCAAGAUGAAGGCAUCAGCUUUCAACCACCACCUCCUCCCUACUCACAAUCGUUACCAAUGACUAUUCCAAUGGAAAUGGCCGUGACUGGAAUUUCAGUGAAACAACCCCCGACAUACACAAGUACUCACACAAGGCAGGAGCAUCAAGAAAUACUUCAACAUUUUCUGAACUUUCCCUCAACUUCUCAGGCAGAAACUGUGUUCCCUCAAAUAUCAGAAUUAGUAAACAAAAACAUUAAUCUACCUGCAGAGUUUAAAUGGUCCCUAGGUCUUUCUCAAGAACAGCUACCAAAUUUUAGUGCUCUUCAAAUGGGCUCAAGCGCAACAAUGUCUUCGCAGUUUCAUAUACCAGUCAUUAAAACUGAGCCAGUUACGGAGCCAAUGGAUGAACAUAUAUUUAUGCCUUCUGACAGUGCUAGCUAUUCAGCAGGUGCCUCAGACACUGCUGGAAGUUCAGGGCUGUCAUCAGUUCUCAACCAGCCAUACCAACAAAGUAAAUUGUUACCUUUGAAGCCAAGAAAGUAUCCAAGUAGACCCAGCAAGAUCCCACUCCAUGAGCGACCGUACUCUUGUUUAGUUGAGACCUGCGACCGUAGAUUUUCAAGAAGUGAUGAACUGACAAGGCAUAUGCGAAUUCACACAGGGCAAAAGCCAUUCCCAUGUCCAAUCUGUGGACGGUCAUUCAGCCGGAGUGACCACCUUACUACCCACAAAAGAACGCACACAGGGGAAAAACCAUUUUCUUGUGACAUUUGUGGUCGAAAGUUUGCUCGCAGUGAUGAGAAGAAACGGCAUGCGAAAGUUCAUCUCAAACAGCGAAUCAAGAAGGAUGCUAAACUUGUAGCAGUAACAGCAACCCAGUCAGCGUCAACAUCCUCUAGCACAGCCGAUUCUCUGGACAAUAUAGUGAGCACUAUUCCUUUGGUUGUUAGCUCACCUUCAUUUGUGGACUGUCCUACAACCACAUCUGUUUAG
This is a messenger RNA of Candidula unifasciata, 1695 nucleotides long. The record is from the annotation of a GenBank genome assembly. NCBI's taxonomy places the organism in Eukaryota, Metazoa, Mollusca, Gastropoda, Stylommatophora, Geomitridae.